AUGAAUAGAGAAUCUUAUCAGGGUCCGCAAGGUCCACCACCACCAUCGGCUUCAAGCACAGCCACACCAAGGGCGAGUGAUAACGCUCCCAAGAUGCUUUAUAAUUGUGCUGAUUGCGGAACGGAAAAUGAAAUUAAACCGAAAGAACCCUUACGUUGUAAAGAAUGCGGUCAUCGAAUAAUGUAUAAACAACGAACAAAAAGGA
Molecule: messenger RNA, 205 nt
Organism: Cetraspora pellucida
Lineage: Eukaryota; Fungi; Glomeromycota; Glomeromycetes; Diversisporales; Gigasporaceae
Source: the annotation of a GenBank genome assembly